AUGUCCACCGUAUUCUUACCGUCCAACGGUUCUAUGGUGCUCCCCCCCACCAACCGCUCGUACGGCUUCCCCGUCCCCGUGCAGCACGCGGCCUACCCAGCGACGCAUACCAUGAUGCCGGGAAUGAUGCCGGGCAUGGCUCCCAUGCAGGGCAUGCGGCCUGUGUAUGGGUCCGCCGUGGGAGUGCCCGCUGUAGUGCCCCCGUAUGCGUAUGGCGUACCACGCCGGGCUGCCCGUGCAGAUGAUGCCCGCGCCCGGGUACACGUACGGCGCAUCCCCGUACUACGGCGCGCCGCCGCGCCAGCCCACGACGAUCAUCAUCCCGAGUCCGAGUUCGUCGAGGAGGCACAGGAGAUCGAGUUCAUCGCAUUCGUCGCGCUCGCACGGCCGGUCGAGGAGCAGGGAUUAUUAUUAGGCGAUUUAGAGGCGGAAAGCGGAAAGAGAUUUGGAGGACGGGGUGCGGCCCAGAUCGUCGAUGACUUUUGA
Molecule: messenger RNA, 486 nt
Organism: Pleurotus ostreatus (oyster mushroom)
Lineage: Eukaryota; Fungi; Basidiomycota; Agaricomycetes; Agaricales; Pleurotaceae
Exons: 2
Coding region: 1-486 (161 amino acids)
Source: RefSeq, a predicted model, not a curated record